AUGUCGACUAAAUCGCUCGCAAACAGCGUCAGAAGAGCCUUUGGAAACUUAGCGAAGCACAGAAUCAAUACUAAGCGGCAGUAUCCAACAGCAAGCGUUUCUGCAGCUCCGACUGCUAUUCCUCUGUACGAGAUUAUCAUCAGACUGCCAAAUUUGUUCCCGAGGUCCUACAAUGAUUCGGUAAGAGACUAUAACGAUUUCUGCGGGAACACCGACGAAAAGUUCCAGGAAGAGCUUCUCAUGACCUUGCCGUUUUUUGGAGAACCUGGUGGCUCCAAGAGGGCAGAGAUAAUAAGAACAACCAUAGAUGAUGACGGGAAUUAUAUCAAUGAGUUUUGUAUUAUGCCGAAAAAGACUUGUCGAUUGGACAGAAUGAAGCAUUUAAUCUUUAUUCAUGGCUACGGUGCAGGGAUGGGAUUUUUCCUGAAGAAUCUAGAGAAUAUACCUCUCUUGAAUGAUGAGUGGUGUAUCCAUGCAAUAGACCUUCCGGGAUACGGGUUUUCUUCUCGCUGUCGAUUCCCAUUCCACUAUCCAACUGAUACGAUUACCGAUGUUCACAGCUGGUUCCAUGACAGGAUCAAUCGAUGGUUUCAGAGAAGAGAACUUCUGCAAAAUCCUCAAAACAAUAUAAUAAUGGCACAUUCGUUGGGUGCUUAUCUAAUGGCGUUGUACUCUUCGAAAUACCCUGCGCAUUUCAAGAAGAUCAUCAUGUGCUCGCCGGCCGGCAUUUGCCAUUCUACGACUGCUAAAGCCGUUGGUAACGCCAAUCCUCCUUGGUGGUACACAAAGCUUUGGGAUAGAAAUAUAUCGCCAUUCUCCCUCGUUAGAGGAUCCUCCCGCCUGGGUUCCAAAUUGACAAGUGGUUGGACAUACAGGAGAUUCAGAAAGCUGUUGCAUGAAAAAACUGAAAGGAGUACAAGGCAGUUUGAAGCGCUACAUCGAUACAGCUAUGCCAUUUUCAACAAACAGGGAUGUGGAGAGUAUCUAUUGAGCUUUGCACUCCGGUGUGGCGGAGAUCCUCGUAUUCCGCUGGAAGACACGCUAUUCAAGAGAAAAGAUAGUGGUUUGGAGAAGGGUGAUCUUGAGUGGCUUUGGCUUUACGGUGAAAGAGACUGGAUGGAUGCUAACGGUGGAAGACGUGUUUCGCAAUGCUUGAACGAAAAUCUUGGGCAGAAAAGUGAAGUCUUUGUUGUCCCCGAUGCUGGCCACCAUCUCUAUUUCGACAAUUAUGAAUGUUUCAAUAAAAUCAUAGUGAACCAAAUGAAAAGUAUUUAA
This is a messenger RNA of Torulaspora globosa, 1275 nucleotides long. It is a transcript of the gene CLD1, whose product is annotated as carboxylic ester hydrolase. Gene Ontology annotation, molecular function: A2-type glycerophospholipase activity. Gene Ontology annotation, biological process: cardiolipin acyl-chain remodeling. The record is from RefSeq and is a predicted model, not a curated record. NCBI's taxonomy places the organism in Eukaryota, Fungi, Ascomycota, Saccharomycetes, Saccharomycetales, Saccharomycetaceae. Bases 1 to 1275 code for a protein of 424 amino acids. The transcript has a single exon. Gene Ontology annotation, cellular component: mitochondrial inner membrane.